AUGAGCUCUGCACUGGUGUGCCUGGUGCUCCUGGCGUCCCUGGGGGUCCUGCAUGGAGCCACAGAGACUAAUAAGGGCCAGACUCUUUCACAGGAUACACUGAAAGAGCUGUCUCUGGAGGGGGAGCGGUACGUGGAGGAGGAGGUGAGGAGGGCCCUGCUGGGGGUGAAGCAGAUGAAGGAGCUCAUGGAGCGGAACGAGGAGAAGCACGGCCACCUCAUGAAGACCCUGCGGCACAGCAGCGACAAGAAAAAGGGGGCAGCACAGCUGGCCAGGGAGGUGGAGCAGAAGCUGGGCGAGGCAGAGCAGCGCUGCCAGGAGCUGCUGAAGUCCUCCUGGGAGGAGUGCCGGCCCUGCCUGGAGGAUGUGUGCAAGGCCUUCUACACCUCCACCUGCAGACGGGGCUUCUCCUCCUUCUCCUACAAGGUGGAGCAGUUCUUCCAGAAACUGACCUCCCUGGCCAAUCAGGACCUGAUGGUGAACAGCAGUGCGGAUGAAGUGGACCUGGAGGUGCUGCAGGUGGAGGACUCCUUCGACAGGCUGCUGAGGAAGGUCGGCAGCCUCUAUGACCGGAGCGUGGUGUUAGUGACCAGCAUGCACCGGGAGUUUGACCAGGUGUUCCGGGCGGUCUUUGCCCCAGAGGCCAGCGGGGGCGCUGUUCAGCCGCCCCGGCCUCAGACCCCGGAGGAGCUGGACUCCUCAGACUUCUUCCAGGGCAUCGGGCUGGACGACGUGCUCGAGUCCUUCCUGGACUUCAGCAGGAACGUGCUGACGGAGUUCAGCUCGGUGGUGACGCAGGUCUUCGACGACAUUCACCAGAGCUUCCAGGAGACGGAGACCUCCCCUCGCUGGGUCCCGUCUCGGAGCAGACAGCUCUGCGCAGAUCUGCGCAGGCAGACGUCCGAGUGCUGGCAGCUGAGCGGCCAGUGUGCAGCCUGCCAGGGCACCCUGCUGGAAGGCAAGCAGUGCCCCAGCGUGCCAGACCUGCAGGUGGAGCUGAGCGAGGUCUCCCAGCUGCUCCAGGUGGCCUCCCAGCAGUACGAGGAGGUGCUGCAGAUCGUGAAGCACCACACCGACGACACCGUCAGCUGGCUCAGCAACAUGGCCUCCAGCUUCGGCUGGGUGGCUCAGCUCGCCCUCAACAGCACGGGGGAGCCGGAGAGCAUCUUCAGCAUCGCGACGGUGGUGCCCCAGGCAGCAGGGGGCUCUGAGCGCUAUGCGGCGGACAGCAGGGUGGAGGUGAACGUCCUGAGCUCCCCGCUGCUGACCCUCAGCGUACCUGCGGAGCUGCAGGUGGACGACCCCGCCUUCCUGCAGUACGUGGCCCAGGAGGCACUGGGGCGCUACAAACAGCUUCUCAGGCACGACGAAGACUGAGGUGACGCAGCCCUGCCUGUACCAACACGCUACCGCACCGAUCCCAACAGCAGUCCUACCGUCUGCAGCUCACACACUGUACAUUCAACACAAACACACUUGUGUGUCUCAGGUUCAUGGCGUACCUGGUCAACACAAAUCUGUAGUGUAUA
Messenger RNA from Conger conger (European conger), 1529 nucleotides. Its product is annotated as clusterin-like protein 1. Bases 1 to 1377 code for a protein of 458 amino acids. Lineage: Eukaryota; Metazoa; Chordata; Actinopteri; Anguilliformes; Congridae. The transcript is spliced from 9 exons. The record is from RefSeq and is a predicted model, not a curated record.